Molecule: messenger RNA, 3340 nt
Organism: Antechinus flavipes (yellow-footed antechinus)
Lineage: Eukaryota; Metazoa; Chordata; Mammalia; Dasyuromorphia; Dasyuridae
Gene: AP5Z1
Product: adaptor related protein complex 5 subunit zeta 1
Exons: 17
Coding region: 86-2584 (832 amino acids)
Cellular component (GO): AP-5 adaptor complex
Source: RefSeq, a predicted model, not a curated record
CCUUCCUGCGGAAGCCAAUCGUGGGACUUUGGCUCUUCCGCUCGGUAUCUAGGAGGGCCAGUAGACUUCGGCUACUGGCGGCAGGAUGUUCUCGCCGGGAACUGAGAGUUUACUCCUCCAAGCCAGGGAGAUUCAGGAUGAGGAAUUAAAAAAAUUUUGUUCGCGAAUAACAGGACUCCUUCAAAAGGAAGACUUAGGAAAUGAAACCAUUGACUGUUUGCAAAGACUUUACCUCAUUGUCUCAGCCACAAAAUAUUCUAGGAAGCUUGAAAAGAAAUUUGUGGAUCUAUUGCUGUCAACAUUAUAUUUUCCAAAGUGUCCUGAACAGGUUCAGGUACUCUGUGCUGCCAUUGUGAGAGAAAUAUCACCUUCUGAAAAUUUGACAUUGAUUUUUGACCACAUCCAAAAUACAAAGCUAUUAAGCCUGAUCUCAUCAGUUCUAUUGGCUCAGGGCAAUAAAAGGGAUGAGGUCAGAGAUGUGGGGCUGCGUGUUACAAAAAUCCUUGAAAGUCGACAGCCUGAGGGACAGAGCUUAAGAUACCUUCUGCCUGUCUUGUCAAAGGUCAUUACCCUUUCACCAAAAGUCCUCAAGGAAGACCAGAUAAACCUCCUCAACAAAAGACUAAUUGACUGGCUUCGUUAUGCAAGUAUCCAACAAGGAGUUUCACAAACAUCUGGAGGCUUCUUUUCUAAUCCCUGGGCAAGACAGCCUGGCCCCAUCACUGAGGUAGAUGGUGCAGUUGCCACAGACUUCUUCACUGUACUUUCAGUAGGCCAGCAUUACACAGAAGAUCAGUGGUUGAACAUGCAGGCCUUCUCCAUGUUGCGUAAAUGGCUCCUUUAUAGUGGGAAUGAUGAAACAGACAGUCCAGAUUCAGAUGAUAAAUCAGAGCUAGAGGGCUCUAUUAUGUCUAUGGUCUCUGCUACCUCUACCUCUAGUCGCCAGCUUCCCCCAAAGGAGCGCCUGCGAGAGAAUGCCUUUGAAUACUGCCAGAGACUCAUUGAGCAGAGUAAUCGGAGAGCCCUGAAGAAACAAGACUGUGAGUUGCAAAAAGCUUGUCUGGUUGAAGCUGUGAUUAUAUUGGAUCUACUCUGUAGACAGGAUUCCUCCUUCAUCUACCGGACUCUCUCUCGUCUAAAGAUCUUACACGGGCGGCUUUGUGGAGAUCUGACUUAUGUUCGAGCAUUGUUGCCAGUUGCCCAGUUCUUCCUGAAUCACAGUGAAGCAGCAGCAAUUGAUUCAGAAGCAGUUUAUCAGCAUUUGUUUACCAACAUCCCUUCAGAGUUAUUCUACAAUUCAAUGUUGGCCUUUGAAUUCAUCCAGUUCUGCAGGGAAAACAUCUACUUUUUCAGUGGAAAUCUUAGUGUCUUCAAAUCAAACUUCCCAAAUCUCUUCAAGUUCUUGGCAUGGAACAGUGCAUCCCUGAUCUCAGAAUUUGUGGAUAUACUUCCUGUUUUCAUUGAUGCUAGUACAGCCAUUGAGAUGCUCCAUGUCCUCCUUGACUUACCAUGCUUGACUGCUGCCCUAGACCUAUAUAUUAGGUCAUCAUCUCCUACAAGUGAGAAGCCUCUCUGGGAUCCAACUCUAAAGCCCACAAGCUGCUUGGAUGGUUUCCGAGACCCUCACUACCAGGCUCUCUUUCAGUACCUGCUGCGCACAAAAGCCAGGGGAAUUGUCAAGGGGUUGACUCCACUCCAUCAGUUAUUGAAGCCCAUGGCCAGUUGUUCACGUGUUGUACAAUGUGCAGAGAUUGUCCCCAUUUUAAUACAGCUUUUCUUUACUGUGGUGACUGAGUUUGCAGAUGGGAUACUAAUAAACCAGCUUGUAGUACUACUGUUGGAAAGAAGUGAUUCACUCUUUGAUGUUCCACAGUUUAAAGCUGCUGUGCACAGGGUAAUGAGUUCCCAGUUUCUGGUCCUGUGUAAACUACAUCCUUCUCUUGUAGUUGAACUGUCUAAGGAACUACUGGAGUUCACAGGAACCAUCAGCAACAUCCACAGCAAAGAGAAUAUAUUCACCAAUGUGGUCUGGGCAAUUGGAGAAUACAUGUCUGUACUCUAUGACAGGAGAUGUACUGUGGAGCUGAUCAACAAAUUCUUUGAAGCCCUGGAGGCCUUACUGUUUGAAAUUACCCAGUUUCGCCCCUCUGCUACACUUCCUAAGUGCUGUCCACGAGUAAUCACAGUUCUCAUGACCACACUGACCAAACUAGUUUCUCGGAGUCAGGAUUUGAUUCCCAGGGUUUUCUUGUUCCUGUCCAAGGUGAGAUCCUUUGCUGAGAAUUCUGCUAUGACCUCUGCGUAUGAUAAUGAGGAAGACAUGGAGACUAUCCUGACUAGGGCCACUGAAUUGAUGAACUUACUAAAAAUGCCAAGUGUGGCUCAGUUUGUCCUGACACCAUCUGUAGAGGUUUCUAACCCACGUUAUCACCUUGACACAAAUACCUCCUUGCCUCUGGCCCUGAGGAUGGUCAGUCAACUAGUUGAGAAAGAGGUUGGCCUUCUGCCCGGGCGAGGUGCUGAUGUGACCCAAUGCACACCAGAAGACUUAGAUUUAGAGUCUCCCCAGGUUGCAUUUAGCUGAGCUCCUAAAUAUUAAUGGCAAUAAAUUAAUCCAAGGGGAAGCAUGUAACAAGUGUGAUUGUAAAGAGAUAUAUAUAUAUAUAUAUAUAUAUAUAUAUAUGUAUAUAUGUAAUAUAUACCCUUUCCAUGAUCAUAUUGUGGUAUCUCAAGGUUUGGACCUUAAAUGAUUGGAAAGGUGUUAUUCUCACACUGAGGUUGGAGGUGGAUUUUCCUAGAAUCAAGGAUUGUGGAUCUAUUUAGAUGUCUAGAAGACACAUACCUGACUCCUUUGGCAAGACAAUAGUAAUGUGGUAGUGUACUCCAGCUAAUGAAAAGUGUAUGGAGAAAUCUGAUUUCUCUUUUUGGUUUAGGCACAUGAAAUUGCAGUUUUACUUUUUUUGUUCCCUGAGUAAAAUCAGAUUUCUUUGCAGUUACUUUCUAAGCAUAUUAAAGUAGGUAUUUUAUUAAUAUCCAUUUUUCCACUUAAAUCUUUUAAUAUAAUAAUCUUAAACAAAUUUGCACCAUUUAGUAUUGUUAUCUGUCAGAUAAAUACAUAAAAAGAUGUACAAUAUUAACAGGAACGAAGAAUCAAGUUUCUUGCUGGUGGUAACAUCCAAGAAUAAAAUUUAACAUUCCUCCCUCUCCCCCAUCCUAUUUACAUUAAUGGAAUAUUUGAUUUCAAUAAACAAAGAUGAUAUAUUCCCUUUUGGAGGGAUUGAGAUUCAAAAUAUGGUGUCAGUGAAACAUCUGAAAAUAAAGGAAAAGAGGUAAUAUAUAA